CGUAGCUAAGGUGCAAGUCAGGGGAUAAAGGUGCCCUUGACAGAGACGCUAUAAAAGAAGCGGUCCCUGGUUUGCGGAACCAAACGCUCCUUGAAUUCUUUCACAGACACACACACGCAGAUUCAAUUAAAUAUGAAGUUCGCGGUUGCUUCUCUGGCCUUUGUCCUUCUUGUGGCCGCUGUCCACUCGGCCCCUGCCCCUCAGGAACAAGGUGCAGCACAAGGUCUGGGCGGAGGUUUCGGCGUCAACAACAGCCCCCUUUCGCAACUCCUGCAGGAUGCCCUCUUGGAAACCUCUGCCAAUCAAGAGGCUAGGUCGCGACCAAUUAGGCAGUUAGAAAUGCCAAAUAGCCCCCUCAGUCAGCUUCUCUAUGAUAUUUUGCAAAUUCCCCAAGCCGCUCUGCAGGCAGUUUCGAGGCUGCUGACCAACCCUGGCAACACCAUUGGACAAAGCUUUAACUACGCCUCUACAAGGAGAAACCAAAUUCCAAAUGCUUAAUUCCGAAGAGAAAAAACAAAGGAAUUUAAUUUUUAAGUUCAACUAAACAUCUAUUUAAAUUGCCAAUAAUGUAAACUGACAAAUUAUAAAAUAAAAAAUAAAAUGUUACAAUAAAAAAUAAAAUAAUACAUAUUAUUAAUCGA
Molecule: messenger RNA, 641 nt
Organism: Neocloeon triangulifer
Lineage: Eukaryota; Metazoa; Arthropoda; Insecta; Ephemeroptera; Baetidae
Exons: 4
Coding region: 133-498 (121 amino acids)
Source: RefSeq, a predicted model, not a curated record